CGCCUCGCGCGGGUAGCAUCGUGAUUUGCUUCCUCCGCAAACAUCAACAAAUUCGCUAUCCAGAGCGCCCUUCCCAGCGGACGACGGCCAUUUCGGCCAGCAUGACACGUUACUAACCCACAGCAUAGCGACAGAAGAGCCACCCCCACACGCAAUUUGCCCGGCUCGUCAGACCUCCAGCGACGCGAUACGACUGCUCUUGGUUCAACCCCGUGCAGGACGUGCCUGUGCAUACUGCAUUACCGCCCCUGUCGCUCCUUUCCCAGGUCGAAGCGUUAGCAAGAAAGCCGCGGUUCGACCACGCGACGGCGCCCAGGAGAAAAGCCUCCUCAUCAUGUCGACGCCAGUCAAGUCGACGCCCGUCAAGGCGUUGCCCGAGACGGACAGCCCGGGCACCUGGCGGCACCCAAGGCUCAACGAGAUCACGCGCCGGCGGAAUGCCACGACCUUUUCCGAAAAGAACCUGCGGCGGAUAGGCUACAAUGUUGUUGCUCUGCUACUCAUGUGGUCGCUGCAAUUGGUAGCGAGGCUGAAUGUCGAUCCUCAAAACCUUCCCUACACAUUCCGCGCCUACCUGAGCUGGGCUUGGUUCGUGGCCCAACUCGUGCCGUGGGUGCAGAUUGCCGUGGCGUGCCUCCCCCUCCUCCGCACCCCGGACGACAUCACCGACAUCCCGCUCACCGCAGCCCAGCGAAAGCUGCUGGGUCUUCCGCCCUCUUCCGCCCCCCCGACCCCCGACGCGAAGUACAGCACACCUCCGAGGUACUCGAGGACACCCUCGAUUGCGGGUUCCGUAGGGAGCCGAGCUAGCUACAAUAGCUCCCCCUUGUCCGGAAGGGGGUCGGUCAAUGGAUCUCCCUCGCCGUACAACGCGACUGGCAGCCCGUUGCUUCCAAAGAGCGUCAGCGGGCUCGCCAACGGACGGAGAUCUUCGUUCGGGUCGACAAGCCCCUUUGGAGCCAGUUCGUCCACCAACUUGUUCAACGACUCUGUUUCUCCCAGCUCACCUAGUCCGUCCGGGGGCAAGCGGACAAGCGUGGGACUCAAUAGCAAGUGGUUGUACGAAAAGGGAAGGCGGUCGUCUGGAAACGCAUGGCUUCACUGAGGAGGAGAGAUUCGUACGGAAGCUAGUCGCUGCAUGGAGCUGAGGGAAGCAUAGAUGCGAGAGCGAGGCUGAUAGUUCGCGCAUAGCUCCAAGGGGAGCGGCCCACGGCGCAAAGAUUAAUACCUGGAAUAUAGGCGUAACGGUCAAAUUGCAUCCAUGAGAAGCAUAAAUAUGCACUGUUCUUGGGCAUUAUUAGACGUGCA
Molecule: messenger RNA, 1308 nt
Organism: Purpureocillium takamizusanense
Lineage: Eukaryota; Fungi; Ascomycota; Sordariomycetes; Hypocreales; Ophiocordycipitaceae
Exons: 2
Coding region: 335-1105 (256 amino acids)
Biological process (GO): protein import into nucleus; spindle pole body duplication
Cellular component (GO): nuclear outer membrane; nuclear pore transmembrane ring
Source: RefSeq, a predicted model, not a curated record